UUGAUCAGUUGGAAGGACCAGAAUGAUCGAGAGAGAGAGAGAGAACCAGAGUUCUCCGACCCGAACGAGACCCGCGACUGGGCCUGACCGGAAAACGCUUCCCCGGCCACUUCUUCGCGGCGGAUCACCGGGAAAAGCCUCGUCUCGACGUCGCCUACAUCUCUGCGGUGUCGGAUUGUACAUGCAACGGCCCGGAACGAAGAAUUGACGAUUGGAAGCCCGAGCUGUCUCCGGCGAGUUCUGCAGUUCCCGGCGACUCCGGCCACCGUUUGGGCCGCCUGUGCUUUUCCGGCAUGGCUGGGCUUUGUUUCCCACUCGACUGCAUCUAUAGGCGAGGACUGACCUUGAUUGAGGUUAAAGUCUGGAAAUUUCGAGUUGGUGACUGCCAGACCGUACUUCAUCACAAGUGAGCUUCGUCGAGUUUUCCAGAAAACGUUGAGGAUCAAAAUAAGAAGCUGUGCAUUGGUGGACAUCGAUUUGGCAGUGUGUUUUUAGCCGGGUUCCGGGAAAGAGUUGAAAUUAGACUUUUCACCUGCAAUUUGUGCUAUCGAAGGAUUUCCAGUUACCCGAGGAACGGAAGGUUCGUGAAUCUCGGACAACGUAAAAGGUUAAAGCAUCGGAAUCCAGGUAGGGGACUUGGGACUCAUUCGGUUAGUUGUUUUCCGUUUUGAAUUAAACGUUUAUGCAUAUUUGAGUUGCAUGGUUUGGUUAUUGAUGGCUUGAGAGUGAGUGGAACAUAGCGAUUCCUUGGGCUUCGAUCCCCUAAACCUCCGGAGGGGCCGUAUGGACGGAAUGGUGUAUGACAUCCACUGAGGUGUGGCACUAUUUCUAGGUGAUAUGGCGUAAGUGGACACUCUCACUUCGCUUACCUGGUGAUGAUUUUAUUUGAGGUAAGGCCGUGUAGUUGGUCCAUGGGACUGGCCAUCAGGUAUUAUGAAUUUCUUUGAGUUUCAUGCAUUGGAUUUUGAGUCCGAAAGAUAUUUAAAGUUUGUCGUUCUUUAAAGAAAUGGUUUAACUUUUUCAUACUGGGAUCCCAAAUUAUUAUCUUAUGUGUCGGUUUUCAAACCUAGUCGGGUGAAGCCCCUACUGAGUAGCGAGGACGAAAGCUCACACCUACAACAGUGUGGUUGCAGGUACUGUGCACUGGGAACGGGAUUGGAGCGGACGGAGCUGGGUGUGCAUAUUUCAAUAGAAGUCAGGUUCUAAGUUCCAAUCUUAUUCCUAUUCCUUAAAAUUGUAUUUUCGGAACUUGUCACAAUUUGUUUGUUUUAUGCUAAGUCCUUUAUUCCUCGGUUGUUUGCACCGUUAAGUCCUGGACGAACAUUUGAAUUUAAAGUUUUAAAGUUUUCACCUCAAUAUUACUUUAAACGUUUUCGCUGUGCGGUUUACGAAAAAUUAUUUAAUAAAAUGCCUUGCGGGUUUCUGGAACGUAAAUCGAACCUUCGGUUUAUGUUUCGGGGUCUCGCGGCACUGUGACGUGCUCAAGCUGGUGAGGUGCAGUUUGGGGCGUUACAACACUCCUAGUCCUAGUCUUCUCAGAAGCCGACUUUCAGUGCCACCAAACCCUCUGUCAACAUACUUCGGUCCUAGUCUCCUCGGGAACCGACGGUAGUGCCGCGACCAAAGAGACAACAACACAAUUCAACAAACAUCUCUAAGAUGAUCUAAGUUCUCUCUAGAGCAACCUCUCUAAGAGCAACUCCUCUCCUUCUCUUUCUCUUAUCGGUGAUCAUACUUCUAGUCCUAGUCUUCUCAGAAGCCGACUUUCAGUGCCACCAAACCCUCUGUCAACGUGCUUCGGUCCUAGUCUCCUUGGGAGCCGAUUGUAGUACCACGACCACAACGGUUAUGGAACCAGCGAAGCAAGGGUAACGCCCUAGCAACCCAGCCAAGCUAAAGUCACGCUUUAGCAAGAUCUCAAUACUUCCCGGUGAUUUCGCUCUGCUCAAUCUACAAUAUUGAGUAUCGACUUGUGAACAAGAAGAAACUUCAGCAAAGUCCUCACCACGAGGCACAAAGAAUCCCACGACGAGGUUGGUGCUCUCCUCGUCUACAAUCGCUUGAUAGAAAGCAGGUCAAGGGACACCCCCGACGACCGCACCCGAACGGUGCUGGCACGCCCGCGCAGAAAAGAGACUGUUGACGAGCUGCAACAAAAUUGGAGCCAAACACUACUAUUAAUAUAAUAAAUGGAACCGGGCGUGGGGCUGAGCCUCCCAGCUAGGCUGGGUUCCAAACCCCCUAUUCAAAAAAAAAAAAAAAAAGGUUUUUUAAGUUAUUUAUUAUCGAAAAUUUAAUUCCUUUAUAUAGCACUUCUAUUAAAAUGAAUUUCAUUGAUACCCGGUGAUAAAGACCGCUUAAAAGACACCUUGAAUGAAAUUGAGAGCAUAGAAGAAAUAUGAGUGGUUCAAAUCUAGAUUAAGUGCCAUGGAGUUAGGACAUGUGUCAUGCAAAUUGAGAAAUAUCUUCAUGACUUCAUCUUAGAACUCCAUGGCUUGAACUAGUUGUAUACUAUAACUUUCAAAAUGCAUCUUAUCUCAUCUUCAAAAUAACGAUGUGUGAUGCCUACACAACUGUGCUCUCAGCCUAAUAAUAAUUAUCACUCAUCUUCCCUCACCUGUAUGGUUCUAUUGAUCGCUCAAACUCAAUUGCAAACUAUCUCUUUCUCUCUCAUUCGUUUGUUUAUUGUAGUUUCUUUAAAUAAUUAAUUUAUCAUUACGUUUAACUCGAAUAGUGAUUUUAUAUUAAGUUUGAUAAUAAUUAAACUUGAGUCAUGUUCAUUUAAUAGAUUCUUACUAUUUUACUCGAAUUCAUUAAACACGAUUGAGUAAAAAAUCAUGAAUUUCUUUUUCUUUUUGGUAAUUUUUGCUGGUAAUGUUGUGAAAAAGUCAUAAAACCCAAGGCCCAUAUUAGAUUUAAGUUUCCACGUGCCUCUCACGUGCAGUCCAGUUUCAUCAUCGUCAUCCUAUGGACUGUCACUGACUCCCCAUGCCUGAAACUGCCGAGUUCAAAACAUUUCGGUUACGCACUCCACCGAGUCGGAGCGAGUCAAGCCGCACGAUGCGAACCCGAGUCACUGAGCCGGAGCCAUGAUGCUGGCUUUAGUUGUAGUUUGAUUUCAAGGCUGGCCAUUGAUUCAAAUGACUAAUGCAAUAGGAAUAGGACCAAGUGACAGUUCACAUUCUUUCUGAACAUAGUUUGGAUUUGAAGGAUUACCAGUAAAGAGACCAGCAAAUGAAAUAUGUUGAAAAUUUGAAAUGCAGAUGAAAUUCCUUAAAACAUUGCCUGAUUGGCAGAAGCAUCUACAAUUCCAGAGGCCGAUAAGGCAAGCUGAACUGACUAGAGGGUUUCAAGCUUCCUAGUCAAAUGUAGGCCGGGUAAUCUAGCAACCAAGACAACAAACAACAUAAUAUGGACAUUUCAUCAAACACAUUACUAUUUCAUCGAACAACAUUAUACCAGUAAAGAAGUAUAUAUGCUAAUUCUACUUGCCAGCCAAGGAGACAUUCAUUAGUAUUAGUAAAGAGGCCAAGAGUUUUGGCGAUUUCUUUAGGCUCUUCAAAUAGCUGGGAAUUCUGGUUGUUGUAUGAUAAAAGAUUGAGGUUGUUAUCAAUCUAAUUCUAGUGAACAUCUGCAUUCUCUUGUUAGUGUGAUCAACGGUUGCAAAGAGGUUGACAAAUUCAAACCCGGAAACUCAAUAUCCGUUUCCACAUGCAAAAACUGAUCAAGUAAGAGGAAACAAAUUUUGGGCUUCCUGCCUAGUCUCUUGAACUGAUUAACUAGUUUCAUAUGUAUUGAGUCUCUCCUACAUCGCCAGUCAUAAUCGUAUGUCUGCUAAUAAUGUGACAUAUCAACUCUGUUUUCAUUUUGUGACAUAAUUUUCUCUACCAUGGGAUGGAAAAUUUAUGUAAGAGACUUUUCCAAGUCUUUUGUGGUGAAUUUGGUCAUGUACUUCCAAAUCAAUCGACAUUGUUCGGUUCCGGUGGGAAAGCAAGAACAGUAUUUAUGGAAGCAAGCCAAGUCGUCUUUGGAAAAGCAAGUCAACACUGCUAGGUCGUUGUUCAUUACUUCAAACUAAUUUCAGUCAAGCAAAGUGUCUGAUGCAGAUUACCAUAUCUCGGAUCCUAUAACUUAAUUUGUCAGGCCUCAAAUGGAACUCACAAAUCUUCACAACCCCAUAACCAAUUCAAAAUGACCUCAUCAUACUUUUUUUCCAAUGUACUAGCACUAAUACUAGUACUAGCAAUUGCUUUUUUUUGUUGCUGCAGCUCCAUGGCCUCAACCAUGGACAGCAAUAUGUUAGCACUCAGAGGAGGCAACGAGACAGAUAGGCUGGCAUUGCUUGCCAUUAAAGCUCAAAUACACCAAAAUCCCAACCGGCCGGUCAUGAGCUCGUGGAAUAAGUCCACUCAUUUUUGCAACUGGCAUGGUGUCACCUGCAGCCGACGCCAUCUUCAGAGGGUCAUUAAGCUGAACCUAACCUCCCUGAAGUUAUCCGGGUCCAUAUCUCCUCACAUAGGAAACCUGAGCUUCCUAAGGGAUCUAAGCUUCUAUGAUAAUAGCUUCACCAAAAAAAUCCCUCCAGAAAUUGGGCACUUGCGGAGGUUGCGGAUAUUACGUCUAGAAAACAACUCACUCAGUGGUCCUAUUCCUGCCAAUAUCUCCAAUUGCUUCAAACUCAUUAUUCUCGAUGUUUCUUACAACAUGCUGGGAGGUAACAUUCCUGCAGAACUUGGCUCCUUGUCUAAGCUUGAGUAUCUGAGUUUGCUAUUUAAUAAUCUAACAGGAGAGAUACCUCCCUCCUUGGGUAACCUUUCUAGUCUUGGCUCACUUGAUGCUUAUAGUAAUAACUUGGUGGGAAGUAUUCCUAGUUCUCUCGGGCAACUGAAAAAAUUAAAAUAUUUCUCAUUGGAAUCAAAUAAGUUGUCUGGUACCAUCCCUCCCUCCAUCUAUAACAUCUCUAGUCUCCUCGGAUUUAUCAUGGGAUUUAACCAAAUUCAAGGGAGCAUUCCCCCAUCCUUGUUCAGAACCCUUUCGAAUCUCCAAUAUUUUUGCAUUUCCGAUAAUCAGCUUACCGGAUCACUUCCUCUGUCAAUAAGCAAUGCCACUAAUUUAGUGGCUUUUUAUGUUGAGGAUAACAAACUAACAGGGCAAGUGCCAAAUUUACAAAAGCUUCGUACCCUUGCGAUAUUCUAUAUUGCUGGUAAUCAUCUCGGAAGUGGCAGUGAUGGGGACUUGAGUUUUUUCUCAGACUUGACCAAUGCUACACAGUUGGUGUGUUUGGCUGCAGAUACCAACAACUUCGGAGGGAUGUUGCCCGCAUCAGUAUCCAAUCUCUCAACCAACCUUGCAUUUCUCGAUGUUCACAAAAACCGAUUACAUGGAAGCAUCCCUGCAGGGAUAGUGAAUCUGGUCAACAUGAAAUCAUUGGCUUUGUCUGGUAACAUGUUCACAGGUAACAUUCCCACUGACAUCGGGAAACUUUCAGGUCUUGGGAGAUUGUCUUUUCAAAACAACAGAUUAUCAGGGAGCCUCCCAUCUUCUCUAGGAAAUCUGACUUCAUUAGUUUAUCUCGAAAUGCAAGGAAAUAAUUUUAAUGGUACCAUCCCUACAAGCCUUGGGGAAUGCCAUUCAUUGCUAGUGUUUGAUCUUUCACGCAAUAAUCUUAGUGGCCACAUACCUCCACAAGUUAUUGGUGUUCCUUCUUUAUCUAUUUCUUUGAACUUGUCCGAAAAUCGUCUCAGUGGUUCCCUUCCCUUGGAGCUAGGAGAGUUAAAAAGUCUAGGUGAGCUGGAUCUCUCUAACAAUAUGAUAUCAGGAAAACUUCCUAGUAGCCUUGGCAGUUGCCUGAGUUUAGAAAUCCUGCUCUUGCAAGGAAACUUCUUUGACGGCUCCAUUCCUUCGGCUAUGGUUUCCUUGAGAGGGAUUCGAGAUUUAGACCUUUCGCGCAACAAUCUCUCCGGUGAAAUUCCUGAAUUUUUGGCAGGGUUUAGAGACUUGGAGAAACUUAACCUGUCUUUCAAUGACUUUUGGGGUGCAGUACCAAUUAAAGGUGUAUUUAACAAUGCAAGUGCUACUUCAGUUGUCGGAAACACUAGGCUCUGCGGAGGUAUUUCUGAUCUCCACCUUCCAAAGUGCAAGUCUAAAGAAUCGACGUCUCGUAGCAUGAAACUAACAAUCUUAUUAGUAUCAGCAUUCACUCUUCUUGGAAUAGCUAUGCUGCUGACAUUUCUGUUUCUUUGUUUCUCCAAAAAGAAAUGCAAAGUAACUUCAUCAAGCACAUUUGCGGACUCUAUUUUGCAAGUGUCCUAUAAUACUCUCUUGAAAGCUACUGAUGGCUUCUCUGCAACAAAUUUGAUUGGUGCGGGUAGUUUUGGGUCUGUCUACAAAGGAGUUCUCGGCGAAGAUGGAGCUCAGCUUGUUGCUGUGAAGGUGUUUGACAUGUUACGCCGGGGGGCUUCCAAGAGUUUCCUAGCCGAAUGUGAGGCACUCCGAAAUAUCAGACACCGAAAUCUAGUCCCGAUUAUAACUGCAUGUUCGAGUGUUGACUUUCGUGGUAAUGAUUUCAAAGCUUUGGUUUACGAGUUCAUGGAGAAUGGGAGCUUAGAGGAGUGGCUGCAUCCAACUACUGGGACAGAAGACGCACCGAUGAAUUUAAGUCUCGUUCAGAGGCUAGACAUUGCCAUUGACGUUGCUUGUGCACUGGAUUAUCUUCAUAAUCAUUGCGAAACACCAAUAGUUCAUUGUGAUCUCAAGCCGAGCAAUGUUCUUUUGGACAAUGACUUGACUGGACAUGUUGCUGACUUUGGAUUAGCUAGAUUCCUCUCAAGACUAGCCAAUAACGUUUCAGCAAAUCAAUCAAGUUCCAUUGGAAUAAGAGGGACUGUUGGUUAUGCUGCUCCAGAGUAUGGAAUGGGAAGUGAGUUGUCAACAUAUGGAGAUGUCUACAGCUUCGGCAUUCUCUUGUUAGAGAUGUUUGCAGGGAAGAGACCCACUGACCACAUGUUCGUGGACGGUUUGAACCUUCACAAGUUUGUAAAAAGGGCUUUCCCCGAGCGUGUUUCAGAGAUUGCAGAUUCAUCACUUGUUCAAGUAGGCAAACCCAGCCAGAGCACCAAUGAUGCUCUUGAGGAAUGCUUGAGUUCAAUACUGGGAAUUGGAGUUGCAUGCUCUGUGGAAUCCCCAACAGACCGAGAGAAUAUUGGUGAUGCUGUAUCUGAACUGAAAAGCAUUCGAGCCACUCUUGUUGGAUAGAAACUUUGCUAUUGUUUUGUUAUGGCUUUCACUGCCCUUCAUGUUUUUAUUUGUGCCUGCUUUCAAGUCUUGUUGCUGCUAUAUAUGCCCGAAGAAUGUUUAGGUUAAUACUACAUCUUGUAUUUUGUGUUUGGCCUUGAACUGGAGCACUUCAGAUGAUCAAGUUCAUUAACAUUGCCUGAUUGACAUCGAAACAUUUACAAUUCAAGAGGCCGAUAAGGAAGCUGAACUGAUCGACUACAGGGUUAUUAAGCUAACCACUUUGAUAUAUCAAUUCUGCAUUUCUCUAGCAUAUUAAUCAACUCCAUUCAUGGUGCUUUCUUAGCAUUGGCACCGAAACAUCUACAAUUCCUGGAGGUCUUUAAGGCAAGAUGAAUAAUUGACUGACUGAAGCUUUUUGGCAGUUGAAUAUGAUGGACGUAGCGUUUUCAAGCAUUCCAUACGAAUGUAGGCUGCAGACAAUAGGCGUUUUCAAGCAUAU
Molecule: messenger RNA, 7735 nt
Organism: Rosa rugosa (rugosa rose)
Lineage: Eukaryota; Viridiplantae; Streptophyta; Magnoliopsida; Rosales; Rosaceae
Product: probable LRR receptor-like serine/threonine-protein kinase At3g47570
Exons: 5
Coding region: 4192-7254 (1020 amino acids)
Biological process (GO): protein phosphorylation
Cellular component (GO): plasma membrane
Molecular function (GO): ATP binding; protein binding; protein kinase activity
Source: RefSeq, a predicted model, not a curated record